Molecule: messenger RNA, 1971 nt
Organism: Colletotrichum destructivum
Lineage: Eukaryota; Fungi; Ascomycota; Sordariomycetes; Glomerellales; Glomerellaceae
Exons: 1
Coding region: 726-1718 (330 amino acids)
Source: RefSeq, a predicted model, not a curated record
AUUCCACCACCCAUCAUCUCGGUCUUCGCCUGGCUAGGCCUUGCAUUCUUCCCCUAGCUUAUUUUUUCUUUUCAUAAUUUUUUUUAAUUUUUUUCAACACCGAGCCGCACACUCCUCCUUCGUCUCUCUGGCCACUCAUAAUCCAAUCCAGUCAUCGGCUGGCCCAAGGAUUAUUUCAUUGGGCGUCAGGUGGUGCGCCGCAGCGCAGCGUGCGAUGCGACAAGCCAUGUUUCCUCUGCCACAGCUUGAAUAACGCAUUGCGUACCUCCCUCCCUCCCUCCUCCGUUUUCCUCUCGUCGCAACGAAUCUUUCACCCAGCCUUUCACGUCCACUCCUAUUCUCCCGUCGUUUCUGCCCCUGUCAUGCUAGCUGACGGCGCCUCUGAGCUUGGCUUGACGUAGGACGCCCAUCAUCGAUCCUCUCCUACUCUUGGCUUCAGUGGCUGUGUGAUUCGACCCGCUCUCUGACUUCUCCAAGCGCUCGACGACGGCGUCGAACGGUGACACCAAAGGGGAAAACAGCACCCAACCCCGACUUUUCUCAGUCAUCCAGAGCUUCCCCUCCCCCUUGUCCCGAGCUUCGAAGCUCUCCACCGAUCGACGCUUGUUACCGUUCCCGUAUCCCACCCCCCCUGGGUCCCUUGCGCCCCGCCAUCCGCCGCUUCUUCCUAUCUUUCGCGCAACCUCUCCCCGCCCGUUCCCCGGGCUUUAUCGCGACUACCCGCCAUGCCUACCUACCUCUGCCACGGCUUCCGUUGGGAUCGUCGAAGCAUCCGUGUCUUUGUCGUCGUACAGAACAUUGACGAUGCCGCCCCCGAAUGGAUCAUUGCGCCAAACUCAUCACCAGCCAUUCUCGAGUCCUUCUACUCCCUCUUCGACUUCCUCCCCGAACCCAUCCCCGACGAGACCGAGGCCCAACGUGACAAGAAGAAGCGCAGCAAGUCCAAGACGAAACAAGCCGCCGCUCUGCGCAACGAUUACGAUGUGCCGCCCUCGACCGUCCCGCCAGAGGAGGACGACGUGCUGCAGAACGAUUGGAGCGCCGUGAAGCUGCUGGAGGAAUACGAUCCGACCGAUCUGAGCUACGUUAGCCGCCCCUACGCCUACGUUGCCGAUCACGUGGUGCGCAUCGACCUGAGCAACUCGAUAACGGAAGAGAUCGUGCGCUAUGAAGAAAGGUUAAGCGAAACGAAGGCGAUGGCAGGCGCCCCGAGCGACGAGUUCUACAAGGUUAAGAAGGGCUCUUCGGGGAAGAAGACUGGGUGGUUCGAGAAGCUGAGGGAUCAGCUGCAGCGAGGGGAGGACAUCCGGUGGUAUAUCGUAGUUUGCGGCGACGAAGCGCGCGAUUUCCCGGAAGACAUGGGUGCGGCAAGGGCUCAACAGCAGGAGAUUGCACGCGAGGAGAACGCGACUCCUAGGCCCCGUGAUCGAAGCGCAGGCCCCUCAAGGGGCGGGACUUCGCCGCGAGAGUACAUGUCGAGCGUACCAGCGAGUCAGUUCGCAACGGCCAUGGCGCCACAACAGCAAUCACAGCAAAUCUCGCCCAAGGAGGCGGGUUUGCCCUAUGGCACCCUUCCCCAGCAUCCUAACAUGGUAGGCAAUUGGACCGAAAAGGAGACGCCAACAUUACAGGCCAAACCGUCAAUGGAUUUCAGGCCAAAGACACCCAAGAGCGGCGGCUUCAGAAGACUCUUUGGCAAGAGGAGCGAUGACCCAUGACCAUUGCAAAUCGAUUGGGCUUUGUCGGCGAGGCGAACCACCUCCACCUCGACCUGUACUUUUAUCAAGACUUGUUACGUCUUCCCCCCCUUUUUCUCUUCUUCUCCCUCUAUUAUUUAUUUGUUCUGCUCAUCUCUUGGGACAUGGCACUCACUUCAGCGGGUCAGCCACAUCCCACCUAAUGAUGUAGAACACGCGGUUGCAAAGCGAAGGCGCAAAAUAAUUGAAUUGUCAAUUGUUAAUUGACUCUUAA